Molecule: messenger RNA, 5144 nt
Organism: Clupea harengus (Atlantic herring)
Lineage: Eukaryota; Metazoa; Chordata; Actinopteri; Clupeiformes; Clupeidae
Gene: atosa
Product: atos homolog A
Source: RefSeq, a predicted model, not a curated record
GUUCACUCGAGGGCUGAAGUAGGGAAGUGACGAGAGGAGGAGAGCUGUUGUUGGGCCACGUGAUUCAAGCAGGCUGGCUUGAUAUGUUUUGACAAGCAGUUAGGGGCAGCAGAAGCAAAGCCGAGAAUUUGUGACAAAGACUAGCCUUGUGAUGAAGCGUGUCCAGCAAACCAUUGCUCGCGAGCUUCGUUGUCAGUAUCGAGAGGGAUUUAGACAAGUUCGGGUAUUUGACGUCAUCUGAAGUAUCACGACUUGCGGGCUUUGGUAGACAGUCUCAUAGCGCUGGUUAAAACUUGAGAGCUGCGUCAACAUCCAGAUCUAGACAGCUAUAUGAAAAGGAGAUUGGCGUUUGGUGAGGCAUAAAAAAGAAGACAGUUCUACAUAAAGCUAUGAUUUUCCUAUUAGAUGGAGAGGGUGUUAGGUGCAUUGUCAUAACAUAACGUUAGCGUCACAUAAUGGAGAGAAUGAUCCGUUGAGAAAGGGUUUGCAUUCGAAGAAGCAGUCGGAAUAGCGAGCAGAACCGCUUGCUCUACCUGUGCGUGGGGGUUGGGAUGCCUCUCUCUUUAGUUGGAUUUAUUGUUUGUUAGUUGUGUCGCAGGCUAGGCAAAAGCCUCGCAGCUUGGGUUUGGGGGGCCGAGUAGUGGAAUGAAACGGCUGCCAAAAGAUGUAUCUGUUUGUGGUCCAGGCAAUAGCUGCUAGGCUAGCUACUUGGUCAGCGUCGUAGUUUUUCAGUUAACAGUUAAUCAAACUGACAAGCUAAUGUCUUUCUCUUUGGGGUGCUAGCUAGCCAUCAGUUCCCAAACGAAUUGAUGGAGUAGUUUUUUAGGGAGACAUCGUUGCGUUGUUUGUGAGGGGGACAGUAACGUUAGCUAACGUUACCUCGCUCCAGUUAGUUAGCUAGAUAGUUAGCCAACUACUACUUCAGAAUCAACUUAGAACAAGUCUGGGCAAAUGCUAUCUACCUGUGUCACCAAAGCAGGUUAUUAAAUAGCAAGCUCAAGUUAGGCAGACAAGAGAACUGCCGUUCUGCAAACGGAAGAGUGAAGCUUUGGGAAUUCCUGUUAAACGUCAAGCUGGCGAACAUGAAACCCGACCGAGAUGCUGGUGAGGAGUUUUUUGAGCACGACGCAGAGGAGUUCCUGGUAUUCCUGACCCUGCUCAUCACAGAGGGCCGCACGCCGGAAUGUUCUGUGAAGGGUCGCACCGAGGGACUCCACUGCCCCCCAGCACAGUCAGCACAGCCCGUCACAACCAAACACGAAUGCAAUGACAAGCUGCCGCAGUGUCGGCAGGCCAGGAAGACGCGCUCCGAGGUAGUGCUCCUGUGGAGGAACAACAUUCCCAUCAUGAUUGAGGUCAUGCUGCUGCCUGACUGUUGCUACAACGACGAGGGCCUCGCCACCGACGCCACCGACCUCAACGACCCGGCCAUCAAGCAGGACGCCCUGCUGCUGGAGAGAUGGACUCUGCAGCCCGUGCCCAGGCAGAGCGGUGACCGCUAUAUCGAGGAGAAGACUCUUCUUCUGGCCGUUCGCUCCUACGUCUUCUUCUCCCAGCUCAGCGCCUGGCUGAGCGCCUCCCACGGAAUCGUCCCCAGGAACAUCCUCUACAGGAUAAGCGCAGCAGACGAGGAGCUGGUGUGGAACUUCUCCCAGACGCCGUCAGAGCACGCGUUUCCUGUCCCCAACGUGUCCCACAGCGUGGCCCUCAAAGUACGAGUGCAGUCCCUGCCCCGCCAACCCAACUACCCAGUCCUUAAGUGUAGCAUCCAUUCCGGCCUCCCUCUCUUUGCCAAGAGAGGUCUGGACCCCACCGAAAGGCCGGUCCGUGGUGGUGAGCUGGGCGAGGCUCUGGGUUCCCACCUUCACCCCCGCCUGCCAGGCUCGCCCCUAUUCCAGCGCCCUCUCCGCUCCCCUCUGCCUCAGAGUCCCCUGAACUCCCGGAAAUGCCCUCUGCCCGAAGCCAUGCCCCCCGGCAAAGCCGUCAAGUGGUUCUACUCCAAGCUGAGCAGCUCCCCAGACACACGGCCCUUAGACUGCUACAACACAUGUGCCAACGGGACAGAGAUCCCCAAGGCUCCCGGCAGGGAGUCCCCCGUCCGAACCUUCAAGUCCCCUUCUCUGGCCGACCCUCUGGUAACCCCCAGCCCCAGUCCUCGACCUCUGUCGAGCGAGACAAACCCCCUGAUAGGAUCCCUGCUGCAGGAGAGACAAGAAGUCAUCGCACGCAUUGCCCAGCGUCUCAACUUCUGUGACCCCACAGCCCCACACCUCCCCGACGGCCUGUUCAGCACCUCCACUCCACAGGGCCCCAAGUCCAUCUGGAGCCCCGCACCCGAGCAGGAGGCCCUGUUCAAGAGGACCAAAGAGCCGCCCUGCUUCCUUGACCAGGCCCCCCAGCAGCAGCAGCCACCGCCGUCCUACCAGCAGAGUGACGCGGAUGAGCACAGCCAGCCUUCUCCCUUUGACACGCCCCUCAGCCCGCACAGCCGCAGGCGAUUGGAGCACGAUCCUCAGAUCCCCGCCUCCAAGCCCGCCUCCUGCCGUCGGCUGCUGCUGUCAGAGCCGUCCGACAGCUCGCUGCUGAGUGAGGCCGUGCAGGACAUCUCCCGGCUCAUCCAGGAGCGUCUUCAGCAGUCCCACCAGCUCCUGCACUGCACCUACAAGCUCUGCCGCCAGGGGGCGCUGCUGAAGGGCCCGACGGAGACGGGCAACGGCUACAGCACCCCGGCACCACCCACCACCCUCAAUAGCACCAGAGAGCAAGACCCCCGCAGACCCCCAAACGCGACCUGUCCCAAACUUGAAGCGACGCUGGGCCGGCCUGAGCCGCCCGCGUCUGACCGUUUAAAGAAUGCCAAAAAGGAGGAGCAGAGUCCAAGCCCUCCGAGAGAGAGCUGCCUCAGACCUGGGGGCCCCGUGCGGCCUCAGAGCCCCGUCCUCAGGGACAUCACCCAGAGGCCCACCCAGAGAGACUCUCCCCUCAGCCCCGCCUUCACUGACACCCCCAAAAUGGACCUCAUCCACAGCCUUGCCCUCAGGGACACCCAGAGCCCAGCCUACACGGAUGCCCCCCAUCCCCAACCCCCCAGAGAAUCUACCUACAGCCCCACAGCCACAGCCAGAGACAGCACCCACAGACCCCCCAGCUGGGACGCCGCCCAGAGGGAUGUCCGGAGCGCCACCGACAGAGACGCUACUCAGCCUAAAGGCACAGAGUCUCCGCCUGUCAGUGGGAAAACCGACCCGCCGCGCGACGAAAACCAGGACCCCUCAACCUCCACAGUCUGCACACCCGCUAGCCUUACCCACCUAGCCCACAGCCCAGACCGAAGCCCCCAUUCAGACAGAAUCCUCAAUGGGGAUGCCAGGAGUCCUCUGAGAGCCAACCCUCCUGCCUUUCCCUUGAAACCGUGCAAUAACUGGAAGAAGCAGAAUCGCCACUCUAUCGACGGGACAGCCACCAAAGCGUUCCACCCCUGCACAGGCCUGCCUCUGCUCUCCAGCCCAGUUCCUCAAAGGAAAAGCCAGACCGGAUAUUUCGAUUUAGACACAUCAUUGAUCCACUGCAAAACCCAACCCUGGGCCACAAGCAAAAGAGCCUGCUUGAAGAGAGAGGCCGACGAAUGUGAGCCUCCACAGCAGAUACUCAGUGCUAGUGCCCCACCUGCAAGCCUCAGCCUUCUGGGUAACUUUGAGGAGUGUGUAUUAAACUAUCGGCUAGAGCCUCUAGGGACAAUAGAUGGUUUUGCAGCUGAGGUGGGCGCCAGCGGAACCUUCUGCCCCAGCCACAUGACCUUCCCCGUGGAUGUGUCAUUCUACAGCGUCUCUGACGACAAUGCACCUUCUCCCUAUAUGGGUGUUAUUAACCUAGAGACCCUAGGCAAAAGGGGCUAUCGAGUGCCUCCAUCAGGAACCAUUCAAGUGACCUUAUUCAACCCAAACAAGACUGUGGUUAAGAUGUUUGUGGUGGUGUAUGACUUGAGAGAGAUGCCAGCCGGCCAUCAGACAUUCCUCAGGCAGAGGACCUUCUCCGUCCCCGUCAAGCGGGAAUCCAAUGGCCAUGUCAACAAGAAGCCCCUUCCCCUUAGCCAGGCACGGAUCCUGCGCUACCUCGUACACCUGAGGUUCCAGAGUUCUAAAUCUGGGAAGAUCUACCUCCACCGAGACAUCCGGCUCCUGUUCUCACGCAAAUCCAUGGAAGUGGACAGUGGUGCUGCCUAUGAGCUCAAAUCCUUCGCUGAGUCACCUGCCGACCCCCGCUUCUCUCCCAGAUGCUAACGACCUUCAGUCUUGCGCUGGGGCCUUAACAAAAUCACAACCUCCAGGGCAUGGUUUGGCUCACAUCGGGCCUUCAGUCUUGUGGUCAACUGUUAUGUUCAUAUGCAGCACAUAUUGAUGUUUGCCUCAGAAUCAAAUCAGUGAACAUCCUCGUCACAGGAAAUGACUUCUGUGGUGGUGUGCAUGAAUAUUAGUGGCAAUCAAUGCAGAAUUGUUCAAACUAAUGUGCAGAAGAUGACUUUUGACCAGACUGAAUGCUUUGCAUCAGUUGAAUCGGCUCAUCAUUUGCUUCUUCUCAAUAAUGUUUUUGCACAGAGAACCACAUGCAGGGCUCCCCACCGUCCUCACAUACAGGCUGUCUGCAGUGCUCAGUCCUUCAGAAUCAACUGGCCAGUGGGAGUAAUCCGUUAUUUCAGAUGUAGAUCUUUUAUUUUCCCCCAAGUAUUUGGUGUGAGUAAGGAGCCAUUACAGCUGUAAGACAACGGACCAGUUUUCCAAGAGAACAAGCAAUCAAGCCAGAGAAAACUACAGAAUAACAUUUGAGAGAGCACUGUGCUAUUUCCAUGAAAACUGGAAAUUGAAAUUAGUAAUAUUCUAAUACCUAUUUUUUGUACUGUUACAGAACCACUUUAUCAGAAGUGUUGCAAUAGAAGAAAAUAAAAUAAAAAUUAUCUUACUAGUUUAGUGUUUACAUAUUUACUUUGUCAGUUAUUUAAUAUUUAAAUUAAUAUUUCAUUUACUGCACAUGUGAUGGCCGUCAUGCUAAGCAUUAUGAUGUAGUGCAAAAUAUGUUUCAAUCAUAAUAUGUAUUUUUGACUUUAAUAUUCAGAUCUGAAAUAAAUAUAUAUUAUAUCUUUAAAGCAA